Punica granatum (pomegranate) is the source of this 1927-nucleotide messenger RNA. The record is from RefSeq and is a predicted model, not a curated record. Lineage: Eukaryota; Viridiplantae; Streptophyta; Magnoliopsida; Myrtales; Lythraceae.
UUGCUUUUAAUUUCGGUGGAGAGGAUGGAUGAACGGACACCCUUCUAGCCAUUCUCAGUGCCGGAGCAGCUGAAUUGUCAUUUUCCGGCAGCAGCAACUAACCGUUUGAGCUCGAAUCCUCAAUACAUCUUGCAAGAAAAAAUGCCGUCGUGAUGCUUCUAGCUUGUUCCCCAUGGAAGCGGAAUUAUUGCUUCCGAUCAUGUUAAGGGCUAUGUCGGCGUAAUAUGGUGAAUUUGAGCUCAAGCUUAGGCUCGGCAAUUAAGCUCUUAUGCUUGUCAUUUACAGGUGAUUUGCAGAAAAUGAUCAUUCGUUCAAAACGAUGGGAGUCUUCUCCAUGCACGAGCUCUCUAUUCAGCUUGAGCAUUGUGGUUACAGCUGUUCUGUUACAGGAACCUGAGGCUGCUUCGGUUGUCGUUCCAAGUUCGAAUUGCUAUGCUCUCGACAAUUCUAGCCACCUUGUUGAUUUUAGUAGCUGGGUUGGGCAAGUUUUCGAGUAUGAGGGGAAGGACAAGGACUUGGUGGUACGAUUUUGCAAAGAUGUAGAGACUAGGUCAAAUACGGGAUAUGUGGACUUUGGCUGGUUUGAUAAGUUCAAUCACUUUGUUCCUGGUUCAGGACACGUCGAUUUUGUUCAACGGUUUUACAAUGGAGAUUUGCUGAAUUGUGAAACAAGUUAUGACAAAUUGGGACGAACAGCUCAGGUGAAUAUAAUAUGUGGGAAAUGCUCGAAUGGCCAAUGCAGAGGUGAACUUGGAUGCAUCUGCAACGUUAGUUAUGAGUCCGCAUGCAGAGUUUCAAUUGAACUUGCCAUUCCAUGUGAGAAGCGGGGUCCUCGGGUGUUCACGGGCUUUACUCUUGGUUUUUCUCCACGGUCUUGGGAAAUUGUCCAUAAUGGAAUGACUCAACAAGGCUAUGAAAAAUCAAAUAAUUAUUUCAGUUUCAGAACAGAGCAGACUCAUAUAGUCCUUUAUAUGACCGCUGUUGCUUCCCAGUCUAAUCUGGUGCAAAAGCCUAUCAUUAAGGUUGUCCCCGAGGAAGGACUGGAAGUUAGGUCAUCAGGCUCUGCAAUAACUGGAAAUCCUCCGACAACUUUAUCGCCCUCCAUGUUAAUUUUGGAAUGGAGAUGUGAGAAAAGAAGUGAUGUUCCAUAUGAAGUCGAAAUUACUACUCCAAUAGAUGGUUAUGAACCGAUACAGUUUACUCUCUCCAAAAUGUGUGAAUAUAGACAGGACGGAGAGGGAGACACUGUACGAGGAUGGGCCAUAUUUGGUAUCCUAUCUUGCAUAUGCAUAACUCUAUCGACUUUCCUUUGCAUUGGAGGGCUUGUCUACAAGACACGAGUAGAGCGCCAGCGUGGACUCGAUGCAUUACCCGGAAUAACAUAUCUAUCAGCCUGUCUAGAAACUGUGAGUGGAGGAGGGAGCAACGGCUAUUCAAGACCUGAGGAUCUCAACAGCGCAUUCGCAAGUCAAGCUUCUUGGGAACAGCCGUCACCUUCUAAUCAGAGAACUUGGAGGCCAAGCGAAAGGACAUAUGGAUCAAUUUGAUUGAGAAGAGUAAGCGAUCGCGAAUUUGUUCCCUUUGCAGCAAAAUCUACUUGUCUGCUUUUGUUGUUCUGAAGAAUCAGUGUCACAUGAACCGUGAUAUCUUCAUUUUAUCUCCGAUGUCCAGAGUAUAUGCGGUUCCUCCAUUUAUGCUUCUGAUGGAGGCACUGCAAACACAAAUUGAUGUAAAGUCCAUACAGAGUAACUAGGAAAAGGAAACAGAUAAAACACUGACAUGUGACUUGAUUCUUAGUAUUGCUGGUCCUAUGAUGGUUAGACUGAAAGAUUAGAAUCGAGAAAGAGUUGUCGAGAAUUGAGCUCGAUAAGGUUAGACUUGGCAAGUUGGCAUUGGCAAGGAUGGCCUCAGUUAUUAUUUUCCUUCA